AUAAAUAUAAAUAUAAAUAUAAAUAUAAAUAGUAUGGCUACUUACGUGAAUACUAAACAACAACGUUUAAUUGAUGAGUUCACAUCUCAUCAUGUUAAGUUUCAUGAUAAAAUUACUCAGGAAUAUCUGAAACUUAGACAACAAAUAUUUCAAUUAACUAGUAAUAUAGUAAAAGAAUUAAAGGAGACUCAAAUUAUAAGUAAUACUAAUAUAAUUAAAUAUCAUGAAGUUAAAUUUGAAUUGGAUAGAACUCUUGAAGCAUAUAAAAGUCAUAUAAAUGAUUUAAAUCAAAUCUUAUCUAUAAAUUUACAUGUUAAAAGUCCAUAUCAAGAAGAAAUAGAUCAAGAGAAUCAACAAUUAAUUGAACGUAAACUUAUUUUACAAAAGGAAAUUAAAGAUAUUCAACAGGUUCAGGAACCUCGAUUGAAUAAGAUGAAAUUAUUAGUUAAGAGUUUUGAUUUAAAUUCUAAAUCUUCAACUUCUAAAGCAUUUAUACCAUUAAGAAAAGAUAUUGAAGAAACAGAAAGUACAGCAAUAGAUCCAAAUAGUUUAAAAUUUACUAGACAAGAUAUUCAAGGUAUAUUUAAAGAUGUAUUUGCAGAAUUUACUAUAUUAAAAGAUGAAAAUCCUCAAUUUGAAGAUUUUGAUUUGAAUUAUCAUAUUGAUGAACAAUUAAAGAAUAGUAGAAUAUUUCGUAAAUCUGAUAAUAAAGAUGAUCCUGAAAAUCCUUACCAUUAUUAUAAUUUACAUAGAUCUUCAUUACAACAAUUGGAUAUUAAUACUACCAUUGAAGAAUAUGAUAAAUUAAUUAAAAGUACAGUCAAUAGUAUUGAACAGCUCGUUAAACAAGGAGUCGAAACCAAAGAUAAUUGGUAUAAGAAUGCUCAAAAACUUGAAAUUGUUAGAGAAACAUUACAAGCACUUGAAGAUGAAGAUAUUCAUAUGGAAGAAUAAAACUAAACCGUAAGUAUAAAUAUAUAUAUUAUUAAUAUACAUAAGAAGUAAACGAU
Scheffersomyces amazonensis is the source of this 1010-nucleotide messenger RNA. RefSeq lists its product as uncharacterized. The transcript has a single exon. Bases 34 to 954 code for a protein of 306 amino acids. The record is from RefSeq and is a predicted model, not a curated record. Lineage: Eukaryota; Fungi; Ascomycota; Pichiomycetes; Serinales; Debaryomycetaceae.